Aspergillus glaucus CBS 516.65 is the source of this 2751-nucleotide messenger RNA. Its product is annotated as Zn(II)2Cys6 transcription factor. Gene Ontology annotation, molecular function: DNA binding; zinc ion binding; DNA-binding transcription factor activity, RNA polymerase II-specific. The coding region runs from base 254 to 2644 and encodes 796 amino acids. NCBI's taxonomy places the organism in Eukaryota, Fungi, Ascomycota, Eurotiomycetes, Eurotiales, Aspergillaceae. Gene Ontology annotation, biological process: regulation of DNA-templated transcription; DNA-templated transcription. The record is from RefSeq and is a predicted model, not a curated record. The transcript is spliced from 3 exons.
GCUAACUAGGGGACAACUCAGCGACUGGAAGUCUCCAAUCAUCAAUAUUUUUAACGCAUCACAUGUUCUGAAUCAAUCAUUGUUGAAUGAUAAAACUCUUUGCCACCCGAAAUCGGAUCUUCUUCCACACUUAAUCACAUUGCACUUCCCAUCUUCCUUACGCUUGAAUGAGGCAUCACUGUGUGUCGAUACAGCCAUAUUUCGGAAUUUCAACUUCCCUACACCCAAGCAUUGUGUUGCUCCCUGGGUCAAGAUGGUACAGAAAAUCCCUAUUCAACGCCUGAGGCGCGAAAGGCGUGAAAAUGAAGGGCAACAGCGUACAACUCGAGCCUGCGACACCUGCCGACAACGAAAAAUGAAAUGUGACGGCAAUCGGCCUAUGUGCGCUCAGUGCCAGGCCCAGGGUCUGGCGACAUGUGCUUAUUCCGAAGUGAAAGCUGUUAAAGUGCAGAGGCAACUAGAGUCAGCGAACCUGAAAAUUAAAGCCUACGAGGAAUUGCUUAAGGAUAUUUCCCAUCGGAUCGGGGGGUUCCUUGCGAAACGAAUCGCCAGCGUCCUAAACGACCCUUCUGCAAAACAGAGUGAGCAUCGAAACAAUGCCUUUGAUGCCUCAUCCUCGUCGUCGAUCGGUUCUCUGGAUGAUAUCGGUACCGUGAGUGAAGAUCUCAAUCGGAGCGAAGAAAGCAGGGCUACGGGGUACAUGGGGAAGAACUCCGAAGUUACGUGGAUGCAACGGUUGGAGUUUGGCACAACAAGACAGAGGGAGGAUUCUUUGGAGACCCCUCCACAAUACCUGCUUCGUGGUGACGACUCCAUCGCCUCCAUGAAUUACCGUCUCGAUCAUGACCGUCUCUCCGAUCCAGAAGUGAGAAAUGCUUUCGUCCUACCACCAAAAGCCUUGGCAGACCAGUUAUUCCAGAUUUAUUUCGACAAGGUCCAUCAUUCCAUGCCUAUCAUUCGACAGAAUUUGUUCAUGGAACAGUACAACCGCCUGUUCUCAGGAAGCCCCAUAAAUCCCGGGAGAAAAUGGUUGGCUAUUUUUAACAUGGUCCUUACGAUUAGCAGUAGAUUCUGCCGACACUCCAAACAAGGUGCACGGGGUUAUUCUGAUGAGAACAUGUUCUUUGCGCGAGCGAAAUCCCUCAGCAUUUCAGAGAAUGUCCUCUACGACCAUGAGGAUCUGCAACAAGUGCAGGCCGAGGCUCUUAUGGGGUUUUACUUCCUGGCUGUGUCACAAAUUAACAGAUCAUGGAAAAUGAUCGGAAUUGCCGCACGUUCGGGCAUCGCAUUAGGACUCAACCUCCGACGAACGAGCAACAAAUUUGAUUCAGAAUCAAGCGAGUCACGGAAAAGGCUGUGGUGGUCGAUCUUUCAUCUAGAACAUCUGCUCUCUGUCAUGACGGGCCGGGUAUCCUGCCUUGGGGAUGGUUCCUGCUCUGCACCUCCACCGCUGCCCACAGGAAUUUUGGAGUAUGGGGUACCUGGUGUCAGUCAGUUUGGCAAUGAACCAUUGGCCCAGGGCUGUGGCAUCCAGUGGACUAUUUGUCAGCGCCACGAACAGAUUGAAGCACAACAGGCGUGCCUGAAAUCUGUUGCAUCCAGUCCAUCUCUCUACUUCUUCUAUCUAGUAGAUCUGUCUUUGAUCAUGCACGCCAUCACCAAUCGAGUGUAUAGUACUGACGUAUUUCAAGAUGGUUGGGCUCAGAUCAAGAGUCGCAUUGGCGUCUACAGUGAGAAGAUGGACCAAUGGUUGUCUGGCUUACACGCUUCCUUGGCCUUUGAAGACAUUCAUGGUAAUACAUUCCCCAGGAGUAACUCAUGUUACCAAGUCUCGUUGGCGUUGCACUAUUACAGCGCCCGGAUUGUCCUUAACCGGCCUUGCCUCACACGCCCACAAAUUGAUUCGAAGAGCGGCAUUAGGUUUCCCCAUUCACAGUUUCAUAACAACACUGCUUUAGCAUGCCUCCGUGCGUCCUUAGCGCUCAUCAAUAUUCUGCCAGAUCAGACAGAAACGGGGUGGGUCUAUAACACCACCUCAUGGUGGAGUUUCCUCCAUUUCUUGAUGCAGGCCACUAUAAUUAUGCUUAUACAUAUGUCUGUUGGCUCAGUGCCAACGAGGGCUGAGAAGGGUGCGAAUGUCGAGACUGGUGAGGGCGCUGUUGGGAUUUCUGAAUCGCCUGAAAUUGUUCUUGCUGCGACAAAGAAAGCCCUCCACUGGCUGCAUUGCCUUGGGGGGUCUGAUGAGGCCGCUCGUCGGGCUUUCCAUAUUUGCAAUAACUACCUUCACCGUAUAGCCCCGAGCAAGGGCCUGGAUCUCAGUGGAAUACCCUCCAAUAUCGGUCUAUCUCAGACGUUCGGCACUGCCGAUUACCCGCCAGGAGAGACAAGCAGUUCCACACCUCAGCAACAGAAUCAGAGCAACAGCGCACCCCAGCAUGCACAAUCAACGGCCUUUCGGGGUUUCGACUACAAUGAACGAGAUGAUAUGCUGUUCCAAGAACCAGAAGAGACACAGGCAUCUCUAGACAGUAUACAGAGUUCCUCUGCGGUGCUUGACACUGAUAUAGACAUGUCAGAGACUAUCUCCUACCCAACCAACGCAAAUCUUGAUGACAUAUUAUUUCUAUUGGGGUCCAAUAUAUAAUCGCUUUCUCACUAGGUUAUCUAGUCUAGACAUGAAUAGCAUUCAUUUUAUCUAUUUUACGUACUAGCUAUCGAGCCCAUGACAGAAUACAAUUUUACAGGUUUCAC